AUGGCUGUGGGUACGACUCCGGAUGGAAAUGGAGGUGGAGCUGCUGGCUGGAAGCUCCAGCUCGAGCAGGAGCAGGGUACGAGCACCUCGCACGGCAGCAGCAGCAGUGGCAGUGGCAGUGGCAGCUGCAAAUCCUCGCCAGCAACCAACAAGGCGCUUGGACACAAUCAUGGCUACAGUAAUGGCAAGCAAAGCGGAUCAUCUUCGGGCUUUGGAGCGGGCUCCUCCGCGGGCGCCGCAUCGCUGGGGGCCUUUGCCAGGCUGCCCCAUCACCAGCAGGCCACCCAACAGCAGCAGCAGCAACAGCUUUAUGCCUCCGGCGUGUCCAAGUUGCCAUUCUCGCCGUUCUUUGCGGCCUCGCCAUUCUUCUUCACGUACCGAAGGAUCAGUGGCAAGCAGGAGGAUAACAAUAAUAGCUGCAGCUACAACAAUGGCAGCAGCAGCGCAGGAUCUGGAGCGGGGGCGGGAGCAGGAUCCGGAGCAGGUGCCAGCACCAUGCAGGAUUACGACCGCAAGUUCUCGCUGCUGAGCCUGUUCAAGAAUCCCUACAAGUUUGGCGAUACGCAGACUUCGCGGAAAACCUCCCCCACUGGUGGAGGUGCAUCCUCCAAGUCCCUGACCGGAGUCGCCUCCUCCUCCUCCUCGGCCAGCUGGAAGAGCUACGCGGGAUCGGGCUCUCCGCAUGCCGCCCUCAAUCCCGCCUUCGGUGGCAUGGCCCUGGGCGCCACGCGAAAGGAUAGCAGCAGCUUCAGCGGGAUUAACUUUGGCGGCGGUGCCUCCGCCUUUGGGCGCUCCUCCUCCUGCUCCGAUUCGGCGGCCAACGGCGGCUACAAUGAUCUCUCCAAGAACCGCAAGGUACACAAGUGUGACACCGAAGGCUGCGACAAGGUGUACACGAAGAGUUCGCACCUCAAGGCGCACAAGCGAACGCACACAGGCGAGAAGCCGUACGUGUGCACGUGGGAGGGCUGCAUUUGGCGCUUCGCCCGCUCCGACGAGCUGACCCGCCACUACCGGAAGCACACGGGCGUGAAGCCGUUCCGCUGCCAGCUGUGCACGCGCAGCUUCAGCCGCUCGGACCACCUGUCGCUGCACAUGCGCCGCCACUGAGGAUCCGGGAAUCUGGAACUGGAACUGGAACUGCCAACCUGGCCAUACAUAUGUAUACACAACUCCACACAUAUCCGGACACAAUACUCAUCCGAGGAGCCCCUCGCCUCUAUUUAUAUGCACCCGAAUCACUUCCAUCGAUCAUAUUUAACGCGACCAGAUAUAUUCCAUAUCGCCUAAGUAGCUCAAUUUCUAAUGGUAAGCGGGCUCAAAGCCCAACUUAUAGCUGUAGUUAUAGCCUUAGUUCUGGGCCGCGAAAGAUUUGUAAAAUUUUUCCCCUUCAGGGCCCAGAGAGACAAUUGCCUUCAGAAGCCAAGUUAACAAAGUGGAUGUUUUAAGCCUACUACUUUUAGAAAUAUCUAUCUACAUAGUUAAUUAUACAACAUUGUACUAACAGAUAGUUUUGGAUUGGUGCUAGCAACUUGCGUGUACAUAGCUCUAGAUGAACAUUUACAGCCUAGUUGGAUAAGUGGAAAUUUUAACUAAUUUUAGAUGAAAUUUUUAUUGGUUGUUAAGUAGAAAAUUGUAAACAAAAGAGAACGGAAACUCACAAAAAGAGGCAAACAACAUUAAAAACUGGAAGAGCCAAGCAAAGCAAUAUUUAUAUAUAUGUAUCUAUGUAUUUAUAUAUAGAAAUUCUCUCAUCUAUAGGCUAUUUUAUACAUUUUGUACUAUACGCAUAUGAUGUGACAGUUUGGUUAACUGGGGAGUUGAGUUGGCCAAAAAGGGGUUAAGCAGGACUACAAAGCUGGCCUAUAAAAAAGUCUUGAAUAACUUGAAACCCAAACAAUCGAAAGAAAUCUUAUAAAUAAAAUAUAUAUUUAUAUUUUAUAUUUAUUGUGCCUUAAUCUAUAUUUAUCCAACAAGGUUAGAAAAACUGUCUUACAGCUCUGUAACGCACUGUAUGCCCUGCCCGGCCCCAUUGGCAAUUUGCCUCAUACCAACUGUCAUCAUAGAUUUUAGCACACACACACACACAGACACAAAAGC
Messenger RNA from Drosophila kikkawai, 2100 nucleotides. NCBI's taxonomy places the organism in Eukaryota, Metazoa, Arthropoda, Insecta, Diptera, Drosophilidae. The record is from RefSeq and is a predicted model, not a curated record.